This is a messenger RNA of Lodderomyces elongisporus, 957 nucleotides long. Its product is annotated as mitochondrial 37S ribosomal protein mS45. Bases 1 to 957 code for a protein of 318 amino acids. Lineage: Eukaryota; Fungi; Ascomycota; Pichiomycetes; Serinales; Debaryomycetaceae. Gene Ontology annotation, biological process: mitochondrial translation. The record is from RefSeq and is a predicted model, not a curated record. The transcript has 2 exons. Gene Ontology annotation, molecular function: structural constituent of ribosome. Gene Ontology annotation, cellular component: mitochondrial small ribosomal subunit.
AUGGCCAUGACUUCGAACGUUCUGUCUGCAGUACGGUCUUUUUCAACAUCUACAAGGCUAUGUAGGAUCAGCAGGAGGGAGCUUAUGGACAAGGAAAAACUUAAAAAAGAACUUAAGCAAUUCCUUGGUCCAAGAAACAUCAAAGGAGAAUACCAUAGAAACAAGUACUUUUAUGUGCCCCAGAAUCACACACCAAACUAUAUUGAAACAGAUGGUAUGCCUGUUGUUAAUGGCGAUCAGGUAGCCAGUAUAGUCCCACGCAGAUCAAGGUUUAAGACCCCAACGUAUAUUCCAAGAGACCCAAGUGUCCAUCCAUUCCCACAUAAUACACACACCAGAACCGCACAUAUUAUACCACAGGACCUAAAGGAUAGAAUAGUUGAUGAUGCCACCGUUAAAGGUUACCACCCACAAGAAAUUGCCCAUAAAUACGGUAUCAACCUCCAGAGGAUCGAAGCCAUCAUCAAAUUGCAUUCAAUUGAACAAAAUUACGAAGCACCACUGGAAUUGAAGCACCAUGUUAAACGAUUUGCAGAUAUUAUGAAACGUAUGUUCCCUGUGUUUGAGGGUGGAUACACUGCAGACAACUUGACUGAAAUCCCAACCCCACACAAGACAUUGACUGAUCGAUUCAUCACAAUUGAGAAGAAUGAGCCAUUUGGACCAGUUGAUGCUGCUAAGAUCUUGAAGUUGGAGCCUGCUGCAGAGACUUUGAAGAGUUUGACCGAGUUUAACUUGGAAGAAGCUCAAAAGAAGCAGCAAUUAGUUGAGGACAAGAAGAUCAAUGUUGUGUACGGUAAAAAGAGAGAGGCCGAUAGGGCUUUGUUCAAAUUCACGGUGAAGAAUGUUGGAGAAUUUGGUCAUCGUUAUGGUGCCUCUAGAAGAGAUAAGAAGAUUGAUAGAAGGGUUGGGUUUGAUGCUGCUGGAAGAAUGGUUUACAUGCACCCUCCUCAAUAA